CGUGUUCAUUUCCUUCCCCUUUCCUCUCUCUUUCCCUUUUUAAACUGACAAAGAGUUGACACUCUCAUAGAGAAUUGUGGCAUCCAUCAGUUUCUUUGUCUCCUGAUCAUUCAUCUAUUUGCUCAGGCCACAUUCAGCCGGACACCUGACUCUCUUGGCCUUACCAUUUGGAGAGUGUGAGACUGUGAGAGUUGAAUAGCUGUACUAGCUAAUCACCUGCUCGAAGGUCAUUACAUACAAUUUGCAGCAAGAACUCCAAGUCCAGAAAGGAGAUAUCUCAUUACAAGCAACGCAAUCCAACAAAACUAUACUACUCUUAAAAGGAUUAUGUGAACUCUCAGCUCAAUAACAUCGGUUCGAAUACAAACAAAACCGGUGAACCACUCCCAUUUUUUCAGUCGUGAUCUGAAGCUCUGCAGUGCCAUAACGGUGGAUACCGCCAUGACAGCCCAGGGAGCAUCCUUUUCAUCCUCUUCCAAGUCUAAACUUUGGAAUUACGACGUGUUCUUGAGCUUUAGAGGCGAAGACACGCGCAAGGGCUUCACAGGCCACCUUCACAAGGCAUUAAAAGACAAAGGAUACAAGGUCUUUAUUGAUGAUGACAAUCUAAAAAUAGGGAAAGAAAUAAAAGAGGAACUGUUGCGGGCUAUCGAAGAGUCGAGGAUCUCUAUCAUUGUCUUCUCAAAGAGGUAUGCAGAUUCGAGUUGGUGUCUUGACGAGCUGGUGAAGAUCAUGAAGUGCAAAGACGAACAGGGGCAAUAUGUUUUGCCAAUAUUCUAUCAUGUUGAUCCUUCACAUGUCAGGAAGCAGGACGGAGAUUUAUCCGAAGCAUUUAGGAAUCACGAAAAGAGCGUCCGUGAAGAAAAAGAUGGCAAGAAACGUGAAGCUAAACGAAAAAGAGUAAAACAGUGGAGAGAGGCUCUUACAAAAGCUGCAAAUUUGUCUGGUCACCAUCUUCAAACCAAUGGCAAUAGGCGCGAAGCAAUGCUUAUUGAAGAAAUUGUUCACGAGAUUACUACAAAUUGGUCUCCAAGCACAGACAAAUUAUAUGUGGCUAAGUACCAAGUUGGAAUCAAUUCCCGCAUACAAGAUAUUAUCACUUAUCUUUUAAGUGGUGGAUCAGAUAAGGUUCUCAUGGUUGGAAUUUUGGGGAUGGGUGGAUUGGGUAAAACAACAAUUGCCAAAGCCAUUCAUAACCAAAUGCGUCAUAAGUUUGAAUGCAAAUCUUUCCUUGCCGACAUUAGUGGCACUACAAGUAAACAUGGUCUGGUUUAUUGGCAAGAAACACUGGUUUCUGACAUCUUGAAAGAGACCAAGAGUCAGAAGAUUCAUAGUGUUGAUAAAGGUAUUAAUCUGAUAAAACAACUUCUUCGACAUAGAAGGGUACUUGUCAUCAUGGACGACAUAGACGAUAUGGAACAACUCAAUGCAAUCGUUGGAAGUCAUAAUUGGUUUGGUCCAGGAAGUAGAAUUAUCAUAACAACAAGAGAUCAACAUUUACUAAAGCGAGUAGAUAAGACAUAUCAUGCUCAAAAAUUGGAUAAUGAAGAAGCUCUUAAGCUCUUUAGUCGGCAUGCAUUUGGAUAUGAUCGGCCUAUCAUAGGAUAUCGUGAACUCUCAAAAAAAGUUGUUUCUUACUGCGCGGGUUUGCCACUAGCCCUUGAAGUUUUAGGUUCAUUUUUGUUUAAAAGAACCCAAGCAGAGUGGGAAAGUGAAUAGGAGAAAUUGAAAAAUACUCCUCCUGGGAAAAUAAUAAAACAACUAAGAGUAAGUUUUGAAGGGCUAGAUGAUGCAUACAAGGCUAUAUUCCUUCACAUAUCUUGUUUCUUUAUUGGAUGGGAUAAGGACUAUGUUGCAAAAGUAUUAGAGAAAUGUGGUUUUUAUGCAACAAUAGGAAUCGCUGUCCUUUGUGAACGAUGUCUUCUAAUUGUUAAAGACAACAAGUUGUACAUGCAUGAUUUGCUUCAUUAUAUGGCCAGAGAAAUCAUUUCUGAAAAAUCUCCUGGUCACCCUGAAAAAUGGAGUAGGCUGUGGAACCGUUGGGAGGUCACUGAUGUAUUGAGAAAUAAAUCUGGAACUGAAAAAGUUGAAGGACUUGCUCUAUAUGAUCCUAUUCGUCAUCAUAAGUAUAGUUUCAGUACAGUAGCAUUUGCCAAAAUGAAGAAUCUGAGCUUUCUUUAUCUCGACAACGUAGAGCUCAAAGGAGAAUACAAACAUCUUCCCAAAAAGUUAACAUGGUUGUGCUGGCGUGGAUUUCCUUUGCACUCCAUACCAGAUGACUUUUUUAGUCAACCAAGACUAGCUGUUUUGGACAUGCAGUGGAGCAAAUUGGUACAAGUUUGGGAGGGUUCCGAGUCGCUUUACGAGUUAAAAAUCAUCAAUCUCAGCUACUCUAAUAACCUCAAAAGAUCACCAAACCUUUCACGAGUCCCAAAGCUUGAAGAGUUGAUAUUGGAAUCGUGUGAGAAGUUGUCCGAGAUUCACCCCUCCAUUGGUCAUCGUAGACAACUUUCUUUGGUGAACCUUCAAGGUUGUCCAGAGCUUAUUUGUCUUCCAGAGGAUUUCUACAAGUCAAAAUUUGUUGAGACUCUUCUACUUAAUGGAUGUAGAGGAUUCAGAGAAGUGCACGAGAAUUUAGGAGAGAUGAUAUCAUUGAGAAUACUUGAAGCAGAUUUCACAGCCAUAAGACAAGUACCACGCUCCAUAGUAGGAUUGAAGAAUCUCACUCGUCUAUCCCUUAAAUAUGUGACGGGUAUUCGUUUCCCCUCUCUGUUACGUGGCUUAAACUCUUUAAAGGAAUUAGAUCUCUCAGGGUGUAGAUUGUUAGAUGAUGAAAUCCCUGAUUUUGGGAGUCUAAAUUCCUUACAACAUUUGUAUCUUCCAGAAAAUGAUUUUCAUACCCUACCCAAACUCCCUAAGGAUCUUGAAUUAUUGGUGACACAUGGAUGUAAAAAUCUUCAACAAAGCACAGAUUUACCACCAACUGUGACGGUUAAGAGUGAAACGUGCAAUAUUAUGUAGGCAGAGAACAUUGGGAGGAGCUAAUGUAUGAAGACCAUCUGUUCAAGCUUUUACUUUGGAGUUUGAGGUUCUUUAGGGGAAGCAGAGCAUACAGCCAUAGGACAAGUACCACCUUCCAUAGUAGGGUUGACGAAUCUCACUCGUUUAUCUCUACGGAGUACUGUGCCUAUUCAUUUUACCCAUUCAUUACAUGGCUUGUGCUCUUUAAGGGAAUUAAAUCUCUCGUGGUGCAAACUACCUGAUGAUGCAAUGCCUAAGGAUCUUGGGAGUCUAAUUUCUUUACAACAUUUGAGUCUUGGAGGGAAUGAUUUUCAUACCCUACACAGACUCAGUGGCAUCAUACAGGUUAGCUGAAGAUUGAUUGUAUAUUUACUAGAAGAUUUAGUACCUUUUCUACUACCUUUGCGGUCGAUGAACUCGUUUGCGCAAUCAAAAAAUCGUCCCCUGUUGGAUUCUCCGAAGCUGUAGAAGGAAGUUUUUUGUAAGAUUGUAUAGCUGUUCCUGGUAAGAUCAAAAAGCUCAUUUGCAAGACUCAGAAAUGGAUUGCCCAAUAGAAUAUCUCAGAAAUUUUCUCUA
Messenger RNA from Pyrus x bretschneideri (Chinese white pear), 3597 nucleotides. RefSeq names its product disease resistance protein RPV1. Gene Ontology annotation, molecular function: ADP binding; ATP hydrolysis activity. The transcript is spliced from 7 exons. Gene Ontology annotation, biological process: defense response; signal transduction. The record is from RefSeq and is a predicted model, not a curated record. NCBI's taxonomy places the organism in Eukaryota, Viridiplantae, Streptophyta, Magnoliopsida, Rosales, Rosaceae.